Messenger RNA from Prunus avium (sweet cherry), 1074 nucleotides. RefSeq names its product WRKY DNA-binding protein 13 (gene WRKY13). Gene Ontology annotation, molecular function: sequence-specific DNA binding; DNA-binding transcription factor activity. Lineage: Eukaryota; Viridiplantae; Streptophyta; Magnoliopsida; Rosales; Rosaceae. The record is from RefSeq and is a predicted model, not a curated record. Gene Ontology annotation, biological process: regulation of DNA-templated transcription.
UUUUCUAUCUAUAUAUCCUUGAAGUUUGAGAGAGAACCCUCUUGGUGUGCUUUUAAUCUAGACUCUGCUAAUACUCGUUCCUAGAUAGAUUUCCUUGGAUUAUUCUCUCAUCAGUUUUCUACACCCUUCAAGAAGAGAGAGAGAGAGAGAGAGAGAGAGAGAGAGAGAUGGCAUCUACGACGUCCCAGGCCAUGCUCAACCAGCAGCAGGGCUUGUUUGAGAAUGAAGAGGGUUCUAAUGCACAGAUGGGUUUCUUUUCAAUCCCACCAAACUUGAACUUUUCUUCACUGGGAUCUCUCAAAGCCUUCGGUUCUUCUAGCAUACCUCCAAGCACCAAUCUCUCUGAAACCCUACUACCAUCACUCACUCCUCUAAAGCAUAGAGAAGAUCAUAACAUCACUACUAGUUCUGAUUUUGGAGGAUCCCAACUCCUUUCUUUGCAAAGAUCUACUGCAAAUCUCUGGGCAUGGGGAGAGGUGAGCGAUGAUCAUGAGUGCCUAAGCAGCAAGAGAUCAAACGGUGGAGAUGAUCGCCAUCAUCACCAUAUGGGAGUUUCAGCAAUGAAGAUGAAGAAGAUGAAGGCAAUUAGGAGGAAGGUGAGGGAGCCUAGGUUUUGCUUCAAAACCAUGAGUGAGGUUGAUGUGCUUGAUGAUGGAUACAAGUGGAGGAAGUACGGACAGAAAGUGGUAAAGAACACACAGCAUCCCAGGAGCUAUUAUCGUUGCACGAUGGACAACUGCCGGGUAAAGAAAAGAGUGGAGCGAUUAGCCGAGGACCCGAGGAUGGUGAUCACAACCUACGAAGGGCGGCACGUGCAUUCUCCAUCGCACGAUCUUGAUCAAGAUUCACAGCAAGCUUCAUCUCACCUAAAUAACUUCUUCUGGUAGACCAUUCUGUAUAUUAUAAUUCUGUAUCAUUUAGCUGCACUGUGGUUGUGUAUGCAUGUCUUUGGCAGUGUUUGGAUGGAUAUAUAGGAUAAUAAGCAUGAUGCAUGGGCUUGAUUGCCCGUUUUUGUUGAUCAGCCUAGCCUCCUGCUUUCGCUAAUAUAUAAAAUGCCUAAUGAAUAAAGCAAUU